Babjeviella inositovora NRRL Y-12698 is the source of this 760-nucleotide messenger RNA. RefSeq names its product SAGA histone acetyltransferase complex subunit. The coding region runs from base 1 to 498 and encodes 165 amino acids. The record is from RefSeq and is a predicted model, not a curated record. NCBI's taxonomy places the organism in Eukaryota, Fungi, Ascomycota, Pichiomycetes, Serinales. The transcript has 2 exons.
AUGCCCGAGGAUAUACCCACCAAAGCGUCACUAGCCAUAUCAAUCCUCCAUGAUCUCUUGGAGAAGCAGAUCCACCAGCUUAUCGUGGAAAGGCUCCUUCUUGAGAAGCAGAUCAGACAGACCCACCACGACUCACGACCGCUACCGGCGCACACGUUUGCCGGCUUGUCCAACUUGAUAGAUGAAAACUCUAUGAUUGCGUCUACCGCCAGCACCAACAACAGCUCCCAGGCCGCUUCACGUGCCAAUUCGCCUGCUACUGCCUUGCUCCUGAACGGGCAUGAAACUGUAUUUGACGAAAACGAGAAGAAUACUCGUGUGGUGUAUGUGUAUUCGGGUUUGGGAGGCAACAGGGAUAUUUACGGAAACGAGGGGUUGAAGCAAGCCGAUGCAUCGAGGUACUUUGUGUGUAGCAAUUGCACACGAAAGAUUGCCGGGAGUCGGUUUGCGGCCCAUGUGGAUCGUUGUCUCGGCGGGAGACUGGCCAGAAGGACUUAGGCUAUCGUAGACUUACCGCUGAGGGAUUUUACUCCCGGGUUUAAAGCUAAUUUCUGACGGCUCUUACCACUUACGACUUUUGCACUAGUCUUUCGUUGUUAACGGCUAUUUUCAUGACUAUAACCAUUAAAGGAAUAGGGGAUAUCUGUUGCAUCAUGGAAUUAUAAAUGCCUACAUCUCUGGUAGAGAAAUAGAUCUGAACCAUCGAAUUACUCGUUAUACCCACGAUCAGUACACAAAUCCCGUAAGCUAUAGAUUUUAU